Molecule: messenger RNA, 901 nt
Organism: Mangifera indica (mango)
Lineage: Eukaryota; Viridiplantae; Streptophyta; Magnoliopsida; Sapindales; Anacardiaceae
Product: membrane steroid-binding protein 2-like
Exons: 2
Coding region: 140-709 (189 amino acids)
Cellular component (GO): membrane; endomembrane system
Source: RefSeq, a predicted model, not a curated record
GAGUCUCACUUGCUGACCUGAACAAUGGUUGGUGAGCUUCCUCUUCCAUGGUUGGUGGGCUUCCUCUUCCACUCCCAUUUCUUUCUUAUAAACACUCCACCAAACUCCAACUCCACCCUUUCUCAUCCAUAACUCAACCAUGGCGCUUUAUACCACCGUUAUGGACGCUGUCACCACGUACACGGGGCUGUCUCCGGCGGCCUUCUUCACCAUCCUCUCCUUCAUGUGGGUCGUUUACAAAAUGGUGUGCGGCAUGUUUGUCGACCCAGAAGAGUUAAACGACGCUAAGAAGCCCACCGCCGUCUCCACUGCUGACGUGUCCCCUCCGGCUGUGGUGGCACCACGAGAACCCGUUCAGUUGGGAGAUGUCACUGAGCAGGAGUUGAGAGCUUAUAAUGGGUCUGACCCAAGUAAGCCGCUUUUGAUGGCGAUUAAGGGCCAGAUCUAUGACGUGUCUGCUUCCAGGAUGUUUUAUGGUCCUGGAGGGCCAUAUGCGAUGUUUGCUGGAAGGGAUGCCAGUAGAGCCUUAGCUCUGCUGUCUUUUGACCCACAAGACCUCACUGGAAACAUUGAAGGUCUUAGUGAAGACCAGCUUGAAAUUCUACAGGAUUGGGAGUACAAAUUCAUGGAAAAAUAUGUCAAGGUUGGGCAGCUUGUUUCUGAAAAAACACAGAAACACAAUGAAAAUGCUAAAGAGCAUGAUAAUUAAAAUCAGGACGGAGUUGAAAUAAUACAAACUUUGCCUGUGUAAUUUAGAAACUUGUAUAAUAUAGUUCUAUCUUGUAGAAUCUCUUCUCUUUUGAAUUUGAUUUGGUCUCCUCUUGCAUCAUACAUACAGGAAACAUACUUGCCUUGUACAUUUGCAUGAAUGUCAAUCCAUAUGCGUCGCCAUCUUGAUAUA